UGUUUUGGGCAUUGUCGGAUUAAGUUGGUUAGUCAAGUCCUUCUGUGAAGUGUCAUAUUAUUUACAUCAUCCAUUUUAAUCUUACAUUUGACUCUUGAAAAUAAUUAUUAUUUUAAGUGAAAAUCACCAAAGACCAACAAUGGGAAAAGGAUCUAGAUGUGGGAAUUUUUGUGGAAAUUAUGACUGUGAAAACUUAAGUAAACCUUGUCAAAAAUUGGUAGAUGAUCUAGAGGUAAAUUUUUUUAAAACGAAAACAUUUGAUGAUAGAUUUAAGAUUGUAUGGAAGUUUAUGAUUGAAACAUCACCUCCCAACUAUUGUGAUAAGUUUAUGAUGAAGAAGACAGUUGCUGAUUCAAUAAGUUGGCGUAAAAUUGGUAACAAAGAAUACACUACUGCAAAAAAUAAAGAUUAUAUAAGCAAAUCAAUUGAAGCAUACACCAAGAGUAUUGCUUAUGCACCAGUUGGAUCUAGUGAAUUGUCAUUGGCUUAUGCGAAUCGUUCAGCUGUAUUAUUCAAAGCAGGAUUUUAUAAUGACUGUCUGCUUGACAUUGAACGUUCAUUAAAAAUAGGCUAUCCAGAUAAUUUAAAAACAAAAUUACAUAUUCGUCAAUCAUUGUGUUUCAAAGCAUUGAAACCAAGCUCACAUAUUGAGACAGGUAUUUCAAUGGCCAGUGCAAUGCAGUGGUUACCUAAUUUAACAAAUAACAAUCCAAAUUACAACAUCAAAGAUGAAUAUUCAAAGAUGAUGAAUCAACUUGAAAAACCUCGUGAUACAAACACUGCUAAAUUCACUCCAAUGAUUAAAAAUAAGAGUGCAACAAUAGCUGGUGGAUCAGAUGCAAUUGAAUUGAAAAAAACAAAUGGAAAUAAUCGGUAUGUUGUUGCAACAAGAGACAUUAAAUCUGGUGAAUUUAUUUACAUCAAUAAACCAUUUGAAAUGAUUGCUUGUGAUGAUAAACGUUACAUCACUUGUUGGCAUUGUUGUCGUCAAACUAGGGCUGGUAUACAAUGUGAUAAAUGUCCAAAUAUAGUAUUUUGUUCACAAGAAUGUAAAGAUAUUGCUUGGAAUGAAUAUCAUGAUCUUGAAUGUUCAAUUUUAAGUUUUUCCAUAAAAUUGAAAUAUGAUGUUGCAGAUGAUUGGAAAUUUCGAUUAACGAUUAAAAUUUUAUUAAAAGCAAUUAAGACUGCUGGUGGUAUUACUGAAUUGAGAAAAAAAAUUGAUGAUGUUGAAGCAAGUGCUGAUAAAUCAAUGAUUUAUACUAAUGAUAUUUUUGAUGUUAAUACUAUUGAUAAUUUUCAUCGUCUUGAUUAUUGCAAGCCAAAUUCUGAUGUAUGGCUAUUCCCUCGAGCGAUUCGAACUGCAUCAAUUGUAUUAAUGUUUGGAAUUGAAACAAAUGUUUUUGGCCAAAAAAUGGAAAUCGUCGAAACUUAUUCAAAUAAAAAUGCAAUAAUUUUGGGAGGUUUGAUACUCAGGUAUUUAAUGACUGUCAAACGCAAUGCUGUUCAUCACACUGAUGAUGUAUCGAAAGGGGUCGUGUUAACAGGGGCUAUUAUAAUGCCAAUUCAAUAUAUGUUUGUCAACCAUUGUGAUCCUCAUGUUAAUUGGUACAACUAUCAAGGGAAUGUUGCAAUUGUAGCCGAAAGACCAAUAAAAAAAGGAGAAAAAAUACGUAUAUCAUCAGCUGGACGUUACCAGGACCAGCCACUAUCUGAACGUCAAAAGCACCUUGCAUCAUUUGAUCUUCCUCCAUGCAAAUGCACAGCAUGUGUACAAGAUUUACCACUGAUUGAAAAUCUUACAUCUUACAAGAGUUUGAAGUUGUCAAAUCAAGCUCGCGGAGAACUGGAUCGCAUCAUGAUUAAUUCAGCUGAUUAUUAUGAGCUUAUUGCUGAAGGAGAUCCUGAGAAAUUGCUCAAAAUAAAAGAUACUUUGGCCAAUAUGACUGAUAAAUUUUAUCAACAUGUUACUGUUCCUUGCAAAGAAGCUUCUUUUUUUCCACUGAUGCUAGAAAUGUUGCAUUAUCAACUUUGCAUUCCACGUCCUAUUGAUCAGUAAUUUUUUUACCAAA
Aphidius gifuensis is the source of this 2069-nucleotide messenger RNA. RefSeq names its product SET and MYND domain-containing protein 4-like. Gene Ontology annotation, molecular function: protein binding. The transcript has 5 exons. NCBI's taxonomy places the organism in Eukaryota, Metazoa, Arthropoda, Insecta, Hymenoptera, Braconidae. Bases 140 to 2056 code for a protein of 638 amino acids. The record is from RefSeq and is a predicted model, not a curated record.